AUGGAAGUCAAGGCAGCAGAAAUUAUUCGUCAUCUGCAUUCUGAUUGUAAGCUAUAUAACAUUUAUGGAUCUGCUGAAUGUCCAUUAAUUACUACUUACCAUGUCAGUAAUGAUGAACUUUUUUCUUCGAACAAAAUCGAUUCCUUAUCUAUUGGGCAACCAUGCCCCAAUAUAGACUAUGUUAUUAUCGAUAAGAAACAGCACUUAGUUUGUCCUGGUGAAAUCGGCGAACUGUGCAUUAAUAGUCCUGGAUUGUUUGCUGGUUAUUUUGAACGUGAAAAUUUGAUGAAUGAACUGAAAUUUCAAGUCAAUGAUGCUAUAUUUUAUAAAACGGGUGACAUGGUAAGAAUCGAUCAAAACCAUAGCCUUCAUUUUGUGAAACGAUCUAUUUUGGAAUUAAACUUACAUGGAAAAUGUGCUCGAGAGAAAACAGUAGAACGUACAACCCCGAAGACAUUCAACGGCAUCGAUAAGAAAUUGAAUUUACAAUACGCUCCAUCGUGGAAAUCUAUUGCAGAGCUGCCCAUCACUCUUCCUGAGGAAGUACAACAAAUGAAAUUUCAUCGGAUAUCAAAUAUUGUUGAUAGAGCUCCGGCUUCUUCUGCGCAAGCUCGCAUCUGGCUUGACGAACGUAUACGCUUCAAUCCGGAAAACCCAGAAGUUGCCAUUUAUAACAUGUCAUUUCCGUAUCGAAUUGCUCCUGGGAGUAGCAUUCAAAUAAAACAAUUGCGGAAAGCAUUGCAAAUUAUAAUUUUGAAACAUGAAUCACUGCGUACAGCCAUCUUCUUUGAUUCCAAUGAUAAUAUAUUGAUGCAGAAAAUUGUUGAUGCUACGAAUCCAAACAAUCAGCUAUUUGAAUUUGUUGAAAGCCAAUAUACUUCGGAGGAAGAAUUGAAUAGUAUAAUGCAUGACGAACGUGGUAAUCCUAAACACUUUAAUGUUUCCAUCGGUCGCGUGUGCCGAUGUCGUAUCGCUCGUCAUAAAGAAAAUUUUAACGAAGAUUGUCUUCAAGGAGGGGAUCUUUUGGUUUUUACGAUUCAUCAUUCUUUAUUUGACUUUCCAUCUUUGAAGGUGUUCCUUUCUGAUCUCAGUGAAGCGUAUAUCACAAGACGGUUGCCAAGUCAUAAUGAAAUAUCUCUACGCUAUAUAGACUAUUCUCAUAUUGAACGAGAAGAUUCUAUGACUAUGGCUAGUAAGUUCUGGUUAGAUGCUCUCCGAGAUUGUGAAAUCGAUCAACUCUUACCGUUACCAUUUGAUCGACAGCGCACAGCUGAAGAAUUCCAUACCGGGCGUGGUCGAUUGAUCUCGAUUGAUUUCGGAGAAGAGCUAUCACAAUCGUUUCUUACCUACGCAUCUGCAAUAGAUACCACACUAGAAAGAUUGGCUCUCACCAGCUUCUAUAUAUUUCUAUUCAAAUUAACCAAUGGUGUAUCAGAUUUGUGUGUAGCAAUGAAUAUUGAAGCUCGAUACAAAUUAGCAUUGUUUCAAAUAAUUGGAAUGUUUGUUAAUGCGAUUCCUGUACGAUGUAAAAUUAAUCCCCUUUCUCAAAUCACUCAACUUAUUUACACUGUGAAUGCAAUGUUAGAAGAUACUCUUAAACACGCCUAUUUCCCAUUACAGCGUAUUCUUGCUCAACAUCCAUUUUCGUCGAAACCAGCUUUUCUUGAUACAGCGUUCGAGUUUCAAUCGAAUUCUCCUACUAACGCUUAUGGUCAAAAUAGUCAAGAGCUACUGGGUGAUGCAAAUAUGUGUACUGUACCAUUUUCAGUUAACAUCAGCCCGCAUGAAGUUGUUUGUAAGUAUGACUUUUUUCUGAACGUCCGACACUGUCCAGUUACUGAUCAAAUGUCACUAAUUAUUCAUUCAUCUGUCGAUUUGUUCGAGAUGUCUACAAUUGACAAAAUCUCGUCCCGAUUCUUCCUUUUACUCAAACAAAUGCUUCUAAUAAAAGAACCUGGACCAAUCUGCGAAUUAUCGCUAAUACUGCCUGACGAGACAUUUCUCAUCAAAUCAAUAAAUAACACGCAAGUAUCAUUCUCUCCGUUCAUGUGCAUUCAUCAUCAAUUUGCUACUCGGGCCGAUGAGCAACCGCAGAAAGUGGCUGUUAUUUUCGAUGAACAGAGUCUCACUUACAGUGAACUAUUAUACUAUGCUCAUCGACUUUCAAAACGUUUCGAAGAUCGACAAUCCCAAAUCAUUUGUCAAUGUGUACAACGAAGUAUAGAGAUGAUCAUAGGCCAAUUAGCGAUUAUUUUUUGUGGAGCUGCUUACUGCCCUUUGUCAUCAGACAAUUCAUCGCUACGCCUGGCAACACUUGUCAAGGACACGGGAAGUGAACUGGUUCUUGUGCAAACAUCAACUAGAAGUAGUUUCAGUGAAGAAUUUAAUGAAUUUCUACUUGAUAUCACCACCGAAAUUCGUAGCAUGAUUGAUCUCAAUAUGAAUAGUUUACUGGAAGAGGUCAAAAAAUGUGACAGUUCUCUUGAUGAUCGCGUCUGUCUUCUCUUCACUAGUGGUUCCACUGGCACACCUAAAAUGUUGCAAAUUACUCAUCGAAAUUUUGCGGCAUGCAUGGUAUCCUUCGCACAUAUUGACAACUUUCAUGGUAGUGAAGUAGUCAUUCAAACUGCGCGAUGCUCAUUUGAUAUACAUGUCGCACAAAGUUUAGGUACUCUGAUACUCGGUGGCUCGGUUGUUCUAAUUCAUGAAGAAGGCCAAUUAGACCUCGAUUACCUUACCACAACAAUCGAGAGACACGAUGUUACUCAUAUUAUGAUUGUCCCAUCACUCUUGUCAACUCUAUGCGAACAUUUAAUGAUUUCAGAUAACUUCUCCCGCCUCGCGAAGCUUCAAUGGAUUGCUAUUGGUGGUGAGACGAUAUUUCCCAAAACCCUAUCACAGCUGGCUGCUCAUCUGAAUUUCCAGAAAAUUCGUAUUGAAAAUUCGUACGGACCUGCCGAGUGCACGAUAGCUACGUUUUAUCAUCGAAUAACAAUGAAUAAUAUUGAAGAAAAGCGGAUUCCGAUUGGAACACCUUUUCCCAAUACAAUAAUUCAAGUAUUAGAUGAAUUCCACCAACCAGUAAUACCUGGGGCUGAAGGGGAAUUGUUUAUUGCGGGCAUUCAACGAUUUUUGGGCUACUAUCGUCACGAUGAACUGAACAAUCAAGCUCUUUUUAGUUCUUAUUAUUACUCGGGAGAUCUUGUUCGAAUUGAUACAAAUGGACUCCUUUACUAUAUAGGCCGAAAAGAUCAUCAAAUCAAGCUAAAAGGGCAACGCAUUGAGCUUGGCGAAAUCGAACGAUGCUUACUUGGCGUAUCUUCACAAGUGACAGCUUGCAUUGUUGUGAAAUGGAGGGAUAACUAUCUUGUGGCCUAUGUCCAAAGUCAGAGUAUCGGAGAAGAACAACUCCGUCAACAUUGCCAUUUUCACCUUCCACCUUAUAUGGUUCCAUCGAUCAUCAUUAUACUUGAUCAGUUCCCAUUGACUGUUAAUGGGAAAAUAGAUCGCAAGCAACUUCCUUCGCCUGAUUUUUCGUCAACAACUCUAUCCUGCGAAGUCUCGAUGGAUGCACCACGCAAUCAUGUAGAGGAAAAAGUCCAUGCUUUGUGGUGCCAAGUAAUAAAAACUAAUAUCGUUCAUAUUCGUAUUACAGCUAACUUUUUUACUGUUGGAGGUCACUCUCUACUUCUAACAGAGCUCUACUACCGAUAUCAAUCUGCUUUUGGAUUCGAUAGUCAAACAAUUGGUAUCACACCAUUUCUCAGACAAGCAACUAUUGUUGAACAUGCAAAGAUACUUGAAAACAUCAAAGUUAAUUGUUCCGACUCAACAACAUGGUUUCCAUUAAAUAUCAAUGAAGGUAUUGCUUCAUUUGCGCAAGAGCGAAUCUUCCUUGAUGAAUGUAAACGCUUCACAAACCGUGUCGCCGUUUAUAAUAUUGUAUCCGUAUGGUAUGUUGUGUCAGGUGAACUAUCACUGGUACGCCUUCAAGAAUCUAUCCAAUCAUUGCUGAUCAAACAUAAAAUAUUAGACACUUCCUUAUUUUUCAACAGUAGUAAUAGUGAGCUUGUACAGCGCACAAACUUUACACAAGUGCUAUUGAAUAUCGAAAAUCCAAAGACCUUCUUAAAUGACGAAGAACUUCACUCAAUUAUUCGGCGAUCAAGUACUGAUUCUAAUCUUUUCGAUUUAGCUAGUGGUCGUGUAUUUUAUUGUGAACUUCUUCGAAAUCAAUCAUCAGAAAAUAGUAGCAACUCGAUUGCUAGAUUUAUGAGUCCCGGGGAUGCAUUCCUGUUUGCUUUUCAUCAUGCUGCAGUUGAUCGAACCUCCUUGUCAUUCUUCUUUGAUGACCUUUGUGAGAUCUACAACUGCAAUACAUCAGUUUACACCAAUGUGAAUGCAUUUCAGUACUUAGACUAUUCAGUGCACGAACGAACACUUGAUACGAGUUCAUCGCAGCAAUUUUGGCGGUCCCAAAUGAAUGAUUACGAUUGGAAUCGUCACAUCACAUUACCAGCUGAUAGGCACCGUCUAUCGACUGACGAACGAUUGGGAUUAGGCUCUAUUGCAGAAUUUUCAUUUGAUAAUGAGCUUUCGCAACGCCUUCUUGCAUAUUGUUCAUCUCAUCAGAUGACAUUGUUUCAACUUGGUCUUGCCAUAUUCACUGCUUUUCUAUUCAAACUCAUCAGUGAACAAACCGAACUGUGUGUCACUUGUCUACAUGCUAAUCGAUACAAGCAAGAAUUGAGCAAGAUGAUUGGCAUGUUUGUCUCCACAUUACCCUAUCGCAUUCCGUUCAAUGCUACCGAUUCUUUCCAACAACUCGCAGAAAAAGUGCGAGACCAGUGUCUAUCAGUUCUUGAGCAUUCACAUUAUCCACUUCAGCACAUUUUGGCUGACUCGCAAAAACAACAAUUGUCAAACAGUUUCCUAGAGACUGCAUACGACCUUUUAACUGUGACUUCGGACGAUGACAAGUUGAAUUUUGAUGGAACUGAAGCCAAGCAUGUUUCAUUAUCUGAAGAAUAUGAAGCAACCAAGUUCGAUUUCAUGUUAAUGGGCUUUUACAAUCCAUCGGCAUCACGCAAUAUAAUUUCAUUUUCGCUCAUCUGUGCAAGUGAUCUCUUCAACCAAUCUACCGUUGAAAUAUUGGCUCGUCGGUUUUCAUCAGUUACCAAUCAAUUGUUUGGGUCAGAAUUGUUGUCAUCUCCGUCAAAAUCGCUCUAUCAACUAUCUAUCAUGCUACCUGAAGAUUUGAAAGCCAUCGAAGCUUUGAAUUGUAGUAGCCACAAUACAAAACAACUUCUCAGCAACAACAUUGUCGAACGAUUCAAUCAAAGGGCUUCAAUGCAUCCACAAAAGAUGGCAGUUGAACUCGAUAAUCAAUCUCUCACAUAUGGCGAACUACUUUAUCACGCACAGUAUCUUGCUCUUCGUCUUCUUGAGAAGUACAAUAUCAAGCCAGGUUACAUUAUUUGCCAGUGUAUGGAACGCAGUAUAUCAAUGGUUAUUGGUAUUAUGGCAAUCGAGAUGUGUGGAGCAAUCUAUUGUUCAUUAUCUCCUGAUGAUCCACAGGAGCGUCUCCAAAAAAUCAUUGAAAAAACGCAACCUCAUCUUGCACUUUUCCAUGCCACAACACUAGAUAAAAUGAAUCUGUUGGAUACCAAAAUACAGAUCGAGUCGUUUGAUAAUACCUAUGAUUUGUCUGGUGGCAUCAAUCUGGAUAGACUCUCAGCUAAUAUGAUUACAGGCGAAAGUAUAGCUUAUGCUAUCUUCACAAGUGGUUCAACUGGUACACCAAAAGCAGUCCGAAUAAGACAUCAGAAUUUCAUUAGCUGCAUCGAUUCUCUUGUUAGUAUUGGUCUAUUCAGUGAAGAAGAUAUAAUAACGCAAAUGGCUCAAUGCUCAUUUGAUGUUCAUACACAAGAAAUCAUUGGAACUUUGAUCAUUGGUGCGACUAUCAUUAUGCUGCAUCCUCAUGGGACCAAAGAUCUAGAAUAUCUUAUUAGUGAACUAAGACAAAAACAAGUUACGUACAUCCAAAUGGUACCAGCAUUCAUAAACUUUCUUAUAGAUAAUUGUCAAUAUCACGAUAACCUGGUAUUGCCCACCAUUCGCACAAUUGACAUCGGUGGAGAAAUUGUUUAUACAUCAUUAAUUCGUAAAUUACGACCUCUAUUUGAUAAAAAUACUCACGUAUACAACUCAUACGGACCAGCUGAGACAACAGUAGAUUGUACAUGCCAUUACAUAGAGAUCGAAAGCGAUGGGCAAACUGUUCCAAUCGGACAACCACUUCCACACUGUGAAUGUUUUCUUGUUGAUCAGUAUUUACAGAAUGUUAUUGUUGACCAAGAAGGUGAAUUGCUUGUUGGUGGUUGCAGUGUCUUUGCCGGUUACCUUGGACGAGAAGACUUAACAUCAAAAGCGCUAGUUAACAUAGAUGGGCAACUUUUUUAUCGUACAGGGGAUCUUGUGCGGCUAAGCAAGAAUAGUCUUCUAUAUUAUGUUGGACGAAUAGAUUACCAAAUUAAAUUACACGGUCAGCGCAUAGAAGUGGCUGAGAUCGAACAAUGUGUGAUCAAAGCACCAGGUCAAGUACGAGGUUGCGUGGUUAUCAAGUACGGUAAUCACAAUCUAGUGGCGUAUGUUGAAGGUAGUAGUCUCAAAAAAGAGAAAUUACGUGGCCAUUGUCGUUCUAAUCUUCCAUCGUUUAUGAUUCCUUCGGAAUUCAUUCUUCUCGACCGAUUCCCAUUGAAUGCGAAUGGAAAAAUAGAUCGUUCACAAUUUCCUACACCAAACUUAUCAGUAUGUUCAACUGAUCCAGCAGAACAGCAUCAAGAACCAAUCGGGGAACUCGAAAUACUUAUCCAUAAGCUAUGGUGUGAACUUCUAAAUUGUUCUCGAAUCUCAAGGUACGAGAACAUAUUCAGUAUUGGUGGUCAUUCAUUACUGCUAAUGAAACUAUAUCAACAUUAUAAGAGAUCAUUCGAAUUUGAUUCGCACAUUCUCGGAAUCGCUCAGUUUUUUCAGCAUCCAACUCUGGCUAAUCAUGCUGGUCUUAUUGAACAAGCAACUAAAAAACAAUGUAAUGACUUUAAUUCUUCAUUUAAAUCACAUAGAAAUUCCGGAAGCACAUUGUCCGCACCAGAGACGCUGGUAACAUGCGAUGUAAAUAGCCGUUACAAUCCUUUCCCAUUGACCAAUAUCCAGCAAGCCUACUUGAUUGGACGUAUUGGAGUUUUUGAACUUGGCCAUGUGUCUUGUUAUGGCUAUGAAGAAUAUGAUUGCCCAACACUAAAUAUAGAGAGAUUUGAAACAGCGCUGAAUCAAAUUAUCCAACGACACGAAGCACUACGACUCAUCUUUCCAUCGGAAAGUGAACAACAGAUCCUUGAACAUGUGCCAUAUUAUAGAAUUCAUAUUGUAGAUCUCAGGGAUCAAUCAGAAGAAUAUGUAUAUAACCAGCUUGAAAUAGAGAGAAAUCGUCUUUCCCAUCAAGUCUUGCCUGCUGAAAAAUGGCCAUUGUUUAAUUUUCAAAUUACGCUUUGGGAUUACCAACAUCUGCGCCUACAUGUCGGCUUUGACGCUCUUCUAAUGGACUGGACAGGUUAUCAUUUGAUGUGGUAUGAAUUAUGUCUACUUUAUCUAAAUAAUAAUACUAUUUUACCGACGCUAAGAUUUUCUUUUCGUGACUAUAUUUUGGCAGAACAGGAACUUCGCAAAUCGUCCAGAUACGAAAAUGAUAAAAAAUAUUGGUUGAAUCGCUUGAAGACAUUUCCUUCUGGACCAAAUAUGCCAAUGAAAACGUUACCGAGUCAAAUAGAGAAUCAAAAGUUUGCCCGCCUUUCGAAAUUUAUAGACGUACACAGCUGGAAUAUGAUCAGAGAACGAACGAUUGGGCUCAAACUGUCUCCAACCGGCGUCUUAGCAGCUGUGUAUGCAAUAAUACUGGCAAGAUGGAGCCAACAAAAUCAUUUUUCUUUGAAUUUACCUAUUUUCAACAGAAUACCUAUGCAUCCAGAUAUUGACAAUAUUAUUGGUGAUUUUACGUCCGUUGUUACACUUGAGAUCAAUUUAGAGAAAAGUGAACAAACAACUUUUGUUGAACAAGUGCGCACAAUUCAGACGCAGUUAUGGGAAGACUUUGAUCAUGCAAGUUUCAGUGGAGUUGCUUUCAUCAAUGAACUUAAGCGAUCUAAUCAUAGUCAAGAAAUACUUCUACCAAUCGUGCUCACGUGUGUUAUAGAUGCCACUAGUGAUGAUCGAAAUAAAUCUAUGUUUCUUGCUGAACAUCUUUUUCACGAUCCACCAAUAUAUGCUAUAGCUCAGACACCGCAAGUAUUUCUAGAUAAUCAAAUCUAUGAAGAAAUAGACGGGAGACUAGGAAUUGUGUGGGAUUAUGUUGAUGAGUUAUUUCCAACAAACAUGAUAAAUGAUAUGCACAAUGCAUUUAUCGAUCUUCUUCAUCAUCUCGCAUCAUCGGAUGAAAGUUGGCAUCAGCCCUACAAAUUUUCUCUUAGUCUCAGUCAGCAAGAACAUCGGUUUGCAUUUAAUUCUACCAAAUGGGAUACUCGUAGACGGGAUACUCUACUUCAUGAAUUAAUUAUCGAACAAGCAGAGCGCACACCUCAUGCUUUAGCUGUUCUAUCAUCACGUAGAACUUUUACUUAUCGAGAAUUGAUGAGCCGUGUCUAUUCUAUGGCAAAUUAUUUACAUCAGCAAAUGGCGACACAUCAUCAAUUUAUCGCAAUUCUAAUGGAGAAAGGUUGGGAACAAAUAGUAGCUUGCUUGGCUAUUUUAAUGUGUGGAGUUGCUUAUUUACCACUUGACAUUGAUUCUCCUGACGACCGAAUAUCUUGUUUGAUCGAAGAAAGUAAUGUAAAAAUAAUUCUUACACAAUCUAAUCAACAGCGCAAAUUCGACCAUUUGUCUUGCAUAUCAGUGGAUACAUUUCUGACUGAGGACUGCUAUUCUACCACAUUUUUCGUAAAAAAUCAAAAGGCAACUGAUUUGGCAUAUGUUAUUUACACAUCUGGUUCAACUGGAAGACCAAAAGGAGUUAUGAUUAGUCAUGAAUCUGUUAUCAACACAAUUCUUGAUAUCAAUUCUCGACUGGAUAUUAAUGACACUGAUCGAAUAUUUGCGUUAUCUCAUUUGAACUUUGAUUUGUCCGUUUAUGAUAUAUUUGGAGCCUUGAGUGCAGGUGCAACUGUUGUCAUACCCGAUCAUCACGAUUACAAAAAUCCAAGUCAUUGGUAUGAAUUAAUUCUUGAACAUCGGGUAACAAUUUGGAAUAGUGUACCUAUGUUGAUGCAAAUGCUAGUCGAAUUUUUGCAUGAUAAAAGUAGUAGCAACCAACUGCGACAUAUUUUAUUAAGUGGAGACUGGAUACCAAUAUCCUUGCCAAAAUCAAUAAAAACAACAUUUGGUAAUGACGUCAUAAUUACAAGCUUAGGUGGCGCUACAGAAGCUUCCAUUUGGUCUAUAGCUUAUACACUACCUGAAAAUAUACCAACCGAAUGGAAAUCAAUUCCAUAUGGAACACCACUACGUAAUCAGCAUUACUAUGUUUAUGACUCUGAUCUAAGUGAUUGUCCUGAAUGGGUCACUGGUGAAUUAUAUAUCGGUGGUAUUGGUCUGGCCAAAGGCUAUUGGAAAGAUGAGAAAAAGACCAAUGCUAGUUUCAUUACCCACCCUCACACUAGUGAACGGCUUUAUCGAACUGGAGAUUAUGGACGUUUCGUUCCAGAUGGCUAUAUUGAAUUUAUUGGAAGAACCGAUUUCCAAGUGAAAUUACACGGAUAUCGAAUAGAACUAGAAGAUAUUGAAUAUAAUCUCCAACAGCAUCCAGAUAUUAAUCAAGCAUUCGUAACUUUCGAUAAACAAUCACAUAAUCUAAUUGGUUAUGUUUUACCUUACAACCAUGCUUCUCAACAACACCACUACAAUAUAUCAGAAAAUUUUAUCAAGAAUUCAAAUGAAUGUACCGGUUUAAAAUCUGCAAGACAUAACUAUUUGAAUUCAAAAACUUUAAAAAAGAGAUUCUACUUGAGAAGACCCGAGCAAACCGAAGAGUUGGUAGAUACUUAUUUCGCUCGCAAAAGCUAUCGACAGUUUACAAAUCAGCCGAUUACAAUUUUAGAAGUUGAAAUGUUAUUAAAAUCGAUUAUUCCAUUAAAUAAACCCACAUUUCCAUCGUCUCCAACAUUGUGUGACUAUGAUAGUUUGAGUCGACUUCUGGCUGCUUUAACUAGCUUAAUACUUCCUGACCGAACUUUACCAAAGUAUCGUUAUGCAUCCGCUAGAAGUCUCUAUCCUAUACAAGUUUUUGUUGAAUUCUCUUCAAAGAUAGAUAAUAUAGAGCCUGGUUUUUAUUAUCAUAAUCCUGAUGAACACUCUCUCGAGAAUAUAGGUGAAGACAACUAUGAUUGUUCGUAUGAUCAUCUCAACAAUGACAAUGGUAUUCGAUUUCAUUUGGUUGGAAGACAAUCGGCUAGUCUGUCUUUAUAUGUUGAAGAAUCAGUCUCAGCAUUAUGCUUACUAGAAACUGGAUAUAUUUUUGGUUUAUUAGAGAAAACAGCUCUUACCAUGGGAUGGCACUUUGAACAAGUAUAUAGCGUUGAUAGAGAAAAGUACUCGCCAUUCAUAAAUUUGCAUACAAAUGAUACACAUUCUUGUUUCUCUCUUAAGUGUUCAGUUGUGAUGGAUGAAGAAACCGUGGAGCCAAAACUUAGUGAUUUUCCUUCAUGUUAUCUUUGUUUUCGAUCUUCAUACAGUCAAAAUGUUGAUAAAAAUCAAUGGUAUGUGCUCGAAAAUCAUACAGCAAAACUAAAAAAACUUUCUUGCUACUCUACGAAACAUAAUCUCUCGCAACAUAAGUCACUUGUUUUAACUGAAACUGAUGCCAUAUUUAUGAGUUGUCAAGUUGCUUUAUUUAUUGUUAGUCAAGCGAACCAAUAUAUAGAAGCAGGAAAGAUUGGACAUUUUUUGAUGGAUGCAGGAAUUCAAAAGAAUGACACGGACAAUAAUGGUUACAAUAUUGGAAUGUGUCCCAUCGAGACUUGUUCUAAUUUAUGUGAUAAAUCAGUACUAAAUACAUUAGAUGAAAUUCUUACUUUCAAACCCCAUUCCAAGCUAUUGCAUACAAUUUUUAUUGGAAAAAUAGGUGAAGAUCAGAAAAGAGACAAAAUAAUAUCGAGUUCAAAUAAGGAAAUACAUUUGAUACAAAUGUUACAAAAAUAUCUAGCCACCAAGUUACCUUCCUAUAUGAUACCGUCUUUAUUUGUCAAAUUAAAUGAGAUCCCUAUCAGUUCGAACGGAAAAGUUGAUAGAAAAUGUUUACCAAAGCCAGACUAUUCAAAAUUACGAUAUUCUGAUACUACUUCUAUGAUAAUUUCUAGUCCACUUGAGACACAAAUACAAUCGAUUUUUUCUCGCGUUCUUGGUAAAGAAUCUCCAGCCAUAAAUGUAUCGUUCGGUCAACUGGGAGGUACUUCAUUAGAUGCAAUAAGAAUUGUGUCAAUAAUUCGAGAAGAAAUUCAUGAAAACGUUAACAUCGGUAUUUUGUUGUCGAAUCCAUCAGUGCACCAAUUGGCUGAAGUCAUUAACAGAUUACCGGUUAGAAAAGAAGUUUCUGCAGAUGCAAUGCCAGAUCCGUCAGAAGAAAAACGAAUUCAACCGAAACCAUCUGUGUUAGUUGAAACUUGCGGGAUUUUGUUUCUCGCAUGCCAGUGGUUAUUUCCGUUCUGGAUGACACAUAAGCUCCCGAAUAUGUAUUUUCUUCUUUUUGUGCCUAUCUUUCACCUAAUAUCAUACGUCGCGUUUCGAUUGAUUCUAUUUGGAAACGAUCAAAUUCAGAAUGAAACUGAUAAUUUAUAUUCAGGGAGAUAUUAUCGUUGGUGGUUUUUAGAUCGUCUUUGGUCAAUCAACAAUACAUAUUGGUUACAGCAUCUACUAGGUACACAAUUUUACAAUUAUUAUUUGCGACUAUGUGGUGCCAAAAUCAGUUCUCAUGCUCAUAUUUAUACAACAGCAAUUGAUGCUCCAUGGUUACUCGAAAUUGGGGAUUCGACGUACAUUGGCAGCGAGACAUUAUUGUCUGUUCUGUCGUUGUAUGAUCAAUCAUAUAGACUCCAAAAGAUUAGCAUUGGAUGCAAUUGUUCCAUUGGCACUCGUUGUGUAUUAUAUGAAGGGGUUAAGAUGUCAGAUGGUGUGUUUAUAGAGCCUAUGACUUCCAUAACCGGUAAUAUCCUCCCUUCCGCUAUUGGUUUAUCAAUCGAGAGCAGAGCUCUAGCAUGGCAUCACAUAAUCUAUCAAUUUAUUUGUCUGGUGUGCCUUGGCUAUAUUCAUUUAAUUCUUCUGAAUGUAACCCUCCUGGUUUAUACAUCCUAUGCACCACUCAAGAUAGCACUGCCUAUCUAUCUUGCCUUUAUUUGGCUUUUUUGGAGCCUUUCUGGCCUUUUCGUAGUUAUAGCUUUGCUUAAGUUUGCUGUAGGUUCAACAAAACCUGGUCAGUAUAGAAUAAAUUCCUGUUACUAUUUACAUAAAUUGUGGCUUCGCCAAUUGAUUAUAUCGUCUUUUCAACAUUCUAUAAAAGUCUUACCCGUAUAUAGUACACUAUCAAAUUAUUUACUUCGGUGGUUAGGCGCUGAUAUUGAAGAUGAUGUGAAAUUAGCAGAAUUGCAACCACUAUUGUAUUUUCCAUCAAAUCUUCUCAAACUUAAUCAUGGCGUAACAACAUUUUCUGCAGUUAUGUUCGUUCCGCUAGAGUUGAUGCAAUCAGGACACUGUUUUCUUGACCAAAUAGUUCUUGGACAGGCAGCGAAUCUUGGAAACUAUUGUACAAUUAUGCCGGGUACAAAGCUUCGUGAGAACAAGGUCGUCGGAUCUUUGACUUUAAUAAACAAAGAUACAAAAUACUUUGAUACUAGUAAGGUCUUACUAGGUAUUCCAGGUCGUUCCGUAUCUUUUGCAAUCACCAAUGAUGCACUUUACAGCGACAAUUCAUUAUCAUUGGAGUCACCUUGUCUUUUCGAUCUGUUCGCUGCAUGUAUGUUUUUCUUUAUAGGCAAGAGUAUUUUAAUUGUUAUUUACUGGUUUCUGGCGGCUCCUACUGCACUUUUUGCGCAAAUAACUUUAUUCUGUGUACUGCAACGCUAUAGAACAUUCAAUCAAAGGAUACUUGGAAAGUUUGCGUAUUCAGAAAUAGUCAAUCCUAUCACAUCACUUAUCAAUAGCAUUACAGAUGAUUUUGAUCGUUUUAUAGCACCAUUCAUUUGUCGGACACAAUUUCUGGUUUUUCUAUAUCGUGCGUUAGGUGCUCGAAUUGGUCACGAUGUUAUUUUAUCAGAUAGACAAUGUCUGACUGAUCCUCAGCUUGUGACCAUUGGAGAUCAUGUCCGUUUCAACACGGGAGCUUGCAUUCAGUGUCACACAUUUGAACAGCGUGUCUUCAAAGUAGCACCAGUCACAAUUCAUCAUUCAAGUGUUCUCAUGAGUGCUUCAUUGGUGUUCCCUGGAUCAACACUCGAUGGACGAAACCGUCUUUUUCCGCUUACAUUGGUAUUGAAAAGUGAUCGGCUACCUUACAAUACUCACUGGUCAGGAGUUCCAGCUCAACAAAUACAAUAA
Rotaria socialis is the source of this 13635-nucleotide messenger RNA. Lineage: Eukaryota; Metazoa; Rotifera; Eurotatoria; Philodinida; Philodinidae. The record is from the annotation of a GenBank genome assembly.